This is a messenger RNA of Emys orbicularis (European pond turtle), 1877 nucleotides long. RefSeq names its product golgi associated kinase 1B (gene GASK1B). NCBI's taxonomy places the organism in Eukaryota, Metazoa, Chordata, Testudines, Emydidae. The record is from RefSeq and is a predicted model, not a curated record. The transcript is spliced from 4 exons. Gene Ontology annotation, cellular component: Golgi apparatus. The coding region runs from base 1 to 1611 and encodes 536 amino acids.
AUGACCUUCCUAGAUCAGCCAGGCCAAAUCAUAAACUGGUUUGUUUGCUCGCUGUGCACCCCAUGGGUGCUGAGGUUCUGCAGGGGCAGGCGUCCCAGGACCAGGAGGAAUCUGCUGCUGGGUGUAGCCUGUGUGCUAUACCUGGGGUUUCUGGUCAGUCAAGUGGGUCACAUUUUACCCCAGCACAGAGGGGGACGCCAGAAGAUCAGUUCCAGGAGUCUUCAAGAUGCUGGUCAGACACCUUUUCUGGGGAUCCCACUGGAUGGCACUUUGUCCCCACCUGAUCUCCAAGGGUCCCAGAUGGCUGGCAAUGGGACCUCAGUGCCACCCAACGUGGUGUACAUCACACUGCGGUCCAAGCGCAGUAAACCCACCAACAUCCGAGGCAGCGUGAAACCCAAGCUCAGGAAGAAGCAUGCAUUCCCUUUGCCCUAUGGGCAGCGCUUUCCAGUAGGUGUCACUGGGCAGGAGGAGGCCUUGUCCCAGCAGCAGGGGCGGACUAGCUACUCCAUGGGCAUAAUGAGGGCAGCAGUAGUUCCAGAGACACCAAGGCACCAACUGAAGAAGCACUGGGAUGGAGAGAGGGAGGCAGUGGGCAGGGGACACCGAAGGCAUAUUGGGGUUUCAGGAGGUGUAAAUGUACAGCCCCAGGCUCGGGAGAGUAAUAUCAGGAUAUACAGUGAGAGGUCCCCCUCUUGGCUGAGCAAAGAUGACAUCCUAAGCAUGCGUUUGCUGGCAGAUUCCCGGAUAGGCAGUAUCCGAGAAGCACCCUCUCAGCAUGGAGUCCUACUGGUGUUUGAGAGGAAUCCCAGUGCCACAGGAGCAGCUUGCAGUCAAGGGUACUGUGGCCUCAUCAAGAGACCCCUUGAUAUGAGCGAGGUGUUUGCCUUCCAUUUAGACAGGAUCUUGGGGCUGAACAAGACCUUGCCUUCUGUAAGCAGGAAAUCGGAGUUCAUCCAAGAUGGUCUGCCAUGUCCUGUUAUUCUCUGGGAUUCCUCAUUGGCUCCGACAAAUAAUAGGACCCAUUCUUCAGUGAGGCUAAAUUGGGGGGCCUAUCAGCAGCUAUUGAAACAGAAGUGCUGGCAGAAUGGCAAAGUGCCCAAAGCUGAGUGGGGCUGUACUGAGAUCCAUCACCAUGAGUGGUCCAAGAUGGCACUCUUUGAUUUUCUUCUGCAGAUCUACGAUCGACUGGACAGAAAUUGCUGUGGGUUCAAACCUCGCAAGGAGGAUUCCUGUGUUCAGAAAGGACUGAAGCUGAAAUGUGAAGAUCAAGAUUCUGUUGACCUGACACACAUUAUUCAGAGAAGGCAUGACCCUAGGCACUUGGUCUUUAUAGAUAAUAAAGGUUUCUUUGACAGAAGCGAAGACAAUCUGGAUUUCAAAAUAUUACAAGGAAUCAAAGAGUUCCCUGAAUCUGCAAUUUCAGUGCUGAAAAGCCAACGCUUGCGAGAGAAGCUUCUUCAGUCUCUGUUCCUUGACAAAGUAUAUUGGGAGAGCCAAGGAGGUCGCCGAGGAAUUGAAAAACUUAUUGAUGUGGUAGAAAGGCGUGCCAAAAUUCUUCUUACCUAUAUAAAUGCACAUGGAGCCAAAGUAUCACCCAUGAGUGAAUGAAAGUCUUUUUUCCCCCUAACUCUAAGAAUUACAGUUAUAUAAGGCAAGAACUGGUGGCAAAAUUGCUUUUUCUUUUAAAAUUCUUUUAAUUUCCAAAACAUAACAGUAACCAGGUAAGCCUGGGUUUUUUUAGACAUUUGAAAAAAAUGUUAUAUAGUAUAAAAGUGCCAGUUCUCUAACUUUCUCUAAAAUCAUUCUUAAAUGCAUUUAUUGCUGUGUUCUUCUAACAAAGAUGUCUAAGCAGUGUAAUAAACAAUGCAAUAAUU